AUGGCUAUGGAACAGGAAUCCGGUAGCGAAUUCUUCCAAGGUGGUUCCAGGGAGUCUAUUCAUCGAGAUCAGAGUCUAGCGGAACCUGCUGAAAAGUACAAAGCGGCGACAUCACCCUCAGGAGUUUUGCACAAGCAAGAAGACGCUAGGACGGCACUUGGAGACUUGGGAAUGAGGCAAGAAGUUCAUCCGCCAUCGCCUGUUUCUCGCGAAACACCUGCACGGCUUACUCAAGAGGAGCUCGACCACAUCGACAGAAUUAACAAGAUGGCCAUGGGAGAAGGAGGAGCCGGAGUGCCCAGGUUUGUUCUUCAUUUCAUGAGAAAGGUGCAGCUGGAGAACAAGAGAGAGCAGUUUGUGACGGUGAAUGAUCGCCGAGAAGAUCAGACGUCUCCCGUAAGCAGCACCGGAUCACCAUGGGACCAGAGUGGUAUGAGUCAAAAAUCGAGCGGGUUUGACAUUCGCUCUAUACCUGAAAUGGUGAAUAAGCCGAAUCUCAGCCAGUGGUAUGAAGAGCAGUUGUCGUUCAUGAAAGAAUCAAUAGCUGAUGAAGAGGAUGAAAUGUAUCGUCCUAGUGAAGCGGAGCAUGAGCCAUCACCAGUUCGUCAAGAAGAAUAUGUUGAUGAGGACAAGUAUCGCGCGAAGAACCAAAUGCUAGUGAGCCUGAGACAGGCUCAUUCAUCAGUUACGAUCGAGUCCGCAGAAAAACUCACCGAUAGCCCUACAUCA
Ostertagia ostertagi is the source of this 729-nucleotide messenger RNA. The record is from the annotation of a GenBank genome assembly. NCBI's taxonomy places the organism in Eukaryota, Metazoa, Nematoda, Chromadorea, Rhabditida, Trichostrongylidae.